Saitoella complicata NRRL Y-17804 is the source of this 1081-nucleotide messenger RNA. RefSeq names its product malate dehydrogenase, NAD-dependent. NCBI's taxonomy places the organism in Eukaryota, Fungi, Ascomycota, Saitoellomycetes, Saitoellales, Saitoellaceae. The transcript has 2 exons. Gene Ontology annotation, cellular component: mitochondrion; cytoplasm. Gene Ontology annotation, molecular function: L-malate dehydrogenase (NAD+) activity. Bases 38 to 1051 code for a protein of 337 amino acids. Gene Ontology annotation, biological process: tricarboxylic acid cycle; malate metabolic process. The record is from RefSeq and is a predicted model, not a curated record.
CGAUUCCAAACCUCCAACCCACACGCAUAUAUCCACGAUGUUCACUCUCCGUUCUGUCUCUGCCGCUGGCAAGCGCGCCUUCUCCACCUCCUCCGUCGCCGCCUCCAAGGUUGCCGUCCUCGGUGCCGCCGGUGGUAUCGGUCAGCCCCUCUCCCUCCUUCUCCGCUUGAACGAGAAGGUCUCCAACCUUGCGCUCUACGAUAUCCGUGGCGCUCCCGGAGUUGCUGCCGAUGUCAACCACUGCGACAUGAACGGUGAGGUUGCCGGCUUCCUCCCCGAGAACAACGGCCUCAAGGAGACCCUUACCGGUGCCGAGAUCGUCGUUAUCCCCGCUGGUGUUCCCCGCAAGCCCGGAAUGACUCGUGAUGACCUCUUCAACACCAACGCUUCCAUCGUCCGCGAUUUGGCCAAGGCCUGUGCUGAGUUCUGCCCCAAGGCUAAGAUCUUGAUCAUUGCCAACCCCGUCAACUCCACCGUCCCCAUCGUUGCCGAGGUCUUCAAGAAGGCUGGUGUCUACGACCCCAAGAAGCUUUUCGGUGUCACCACCCUCGACGUUGUCCGUGCCAACCGCUUCGUCUCCCAGAUCCAAGGUUCCGACGCUACCAAGGAGAAGAUCACCGUUGUCGGUGGUCACUCCGGUGUCACCAUCGUUCCCCUCCUUUCCAAGACCGGCUACGGUAUCUCUGGUGAGGCCCGUGACAAGCUCGUCAACCGUAUCCAGUUCGGUGGUGACGAGGUCGUCAAGGCCAAGGACGGUGCUGGCUCCGCCACCCUCUCCAUGGCCCACGCCGGUGCCAAGAUGACCGACGCUUUGUUGAGGGCUGCUGCUGGUGAGCAGGGUGUCGUCGAGCCUACCUUCGUUCAGUCUCCUCUCUUCGCUGAUAAGGGAUGCGAGUUCUUCUCUUCCAACGUUGAGCUUGGCCCUGAGGGUGUUAAGAAGAUCCACGAGUUGGGUCAGAUCGACGAGUACGAGCAGAAGCUCAUCGAUGCCUGCUUGGCUGACUUGCAGAAGAACAUCGCCAAGGGUAAGAAGUUCGUUGCUGAGAACUAAGUUUGAGGCGCGAGUGGAGUGUGGGAUUAU